This is a messenger RNA of Grus americana (Whooping crane), 3038 nucleotides long. RefSeq names its product membrane primary amine oxidase-like. The transcript has 4 exons. NCBI's taxonomy places the organism in Eukaryota, Metazoa, Chordata, Aves, Gruiformes, Gruidae. Gene Ontology annotation, cellular component: plasma membrane. Gene Ontology annotation, molecular function: primary methylamine oxidase activity; copper ion binding; quinone binding. The record is from RefSeq and is a predicted model, not a curated record. Gene Ontology annotation, biological process: amine metabolic process.
CUGCCAGAAUGCGGGAGCUCUCAGUGCCUCAGCAGACAUGAACGUGAAAACCGUGCUCAUCCUCCUCGUUCUGGCUUUAGCCACGAUAUUUGCUUUAGUCUGUGUGUUGCUGACCAGAGCAAGGACCCCCAGCGCCUGCCAGCACCAGCCCCUGGAGCAGGAGGACACCGAUGACGGCCAGAGCCUGGUCUUUGCCGAUCUGACGCCCGAAGAGAUGGCGCAAGUGGUGCGGUACCUGCGGGGAAACCUCGGGGUGCAGCUGGUUGACGCCUCGCGUGCAAAACCUUCCGACAACUGCAUCGCCUCCGUCGACGUGCAGGUCCCCGCCAAGGCAGAGGUGCUGCGGUUCCUGGAUGGCGGGGGGGCUUGCCCCCCCCGGGAGGCGCUGGCUGUGCUGUACUUUGGGAACCAGCCAGACCCCAACGUCACCGAGUACGUGGUGGGUCCGCUGCCAACGCCGGUGUAUCACCGGGACGUCACGGUGCAGAAGUACAGGGGGAAGGUGCCGUACCACCGCAGACCCGUUACCGGCAAGGAGUACGUGGAUAUCUAUGCCUUCAUCCAGCGGGAGCUGAGAAAGGCACCGCGCUUCCUCGCUGCGUGCUGUGAGUCCGACGGGACCGACCUGGCCAUCCUCACAACGGCCCCACGGGGCUUCAAGUCUGGUGACCGUGCGACCUGGUUUGUCCUCUUCCACAACGUGGCCGGCACCGGCUACUAUCUCUCGCUGGUGGGGCUGGAGGUGCUGGUGGAGCACGGGGACCUCCACGUCUCCCGCUGGCAGCUGCGCCAAGUCUUCUACAAUGGCCGGUACUUUGUCAGCGUGGGGGAUCUAGAGAGCGCGUUUAUGGCUGACGUGCUGGAGGUUGUCAGGAUGGAGAAGCCCCAGGCUGAAGUGGUGCUGGGCUCGAUGAGACCUCCUGGCUCCCCGGGGCCGCUGCAGUAUGAGCCCUAGGGUCCUCGGUACAGCAUCAGGGACAACUGCGUCACCUUCCAGGGCUGGAGCAUCGCCUUUGGCAUGAACCCCAACUCCGGCCCGCGCCUCUUCGACAUCAGGUACCGCGGGGAGAGGAUUGUCUACGAGCUGAGUCUCCAGGAAGCCUUAGCCCUGUACGGCUCCAACUGCCCCGGGGGCAUGUCGACCCGCUACCUCGACGGGAGCUUUGGCAUCGGCAGGUUUGCCUACGAGCUUGUCCGGGGCCUUGACUGCCCCUACACGGCGACCUAUGUGGACCGGCACUACCUGGUGGAGUCAGACACCCCCAAAACCAACCAAAACUUGCUCUGCAUUUUCGAGCACGAUGCUGCCGUCCCUCUGCGGCGCCACUUCUCUGACUCGCAGUCCUUGUACUAUGGCGGGCUGCAGAAAAACACGCUGGUCAUCCGUGCCAUCUCUACUCUCAUCAACUAUGACUACAUCUGGGACUUUAUGUUCCAUGGCAGCGGGGCCAUGGAGGUCCGGGUGCAUGCCACCGGCUACAUCAGCUCCUCCUUCUUCCACGGCCAAGGCACCAACUACGGCAACAAGGUUGGGCCCCACACGCUGGGGACAAUGCACCUCCACCACAUCCACUACAAGGUGGACCUGGAUGUCGCUGGGCAGCUGAACUCCCUGGAGACCCAGGACAUGGGAUACGAGCUCGUGAAAGACCCCUGGAGCAUGCAGAACACCAUCGAGCGGCCGUACCUCCGCAGGAAGAAGCUGGAGAGGGAGGAUGAGGCAGCGUUCCCGCUCAACACCCCCAUGCCCCGCUACCUCUCCUUUGCCAGCCCCAAGCCCAACAAGUGGGGGCAUCCGCGCAGCUACCGCGUCCAGAUCACCAGCUUCGCCGGGGAGCACCUGCCCACCAGCAGCUCCAUGGAGAGGUCCAUCAGCUGGGGCAGGUACCAGCUGGCCGUCACCCGGCGGAAGGAGGAGGAGCCCACCAGCACCAGCAUCUACAACCAGAACGACCCCUGGACACCCACCGUUGCCUUCGCCGACUUCAUCGACAACGAGACCAUCACCAACAAGGACCUGGUCGCUUGGAUUUCCGUGGGGUUCCUGCACGUCCCCCAUGCUGAAGAUGUUCCCAACACGGUGACCGUGGGGAACGGCGUCGGCUUUUUCCUGAGGCCCUACAACUACUUCGAUGAGGACCCCUCCAUGGACUCGCCCGACAGCGUCUACUUCAGCGGUGAGCAGGACGCCGGGGCGUGCGGGGCCAACCCCCUCGCCUGCCUGCCCCCCGCCGCUGCCUGUGUCCCCCACCUGCCCCCCUUCCGCUAUGGGGGGUUCCUCAACCUCAGCCUGGCUCCGCCGCCCGGUGGGCUCUGACAGGGAUGGGGCCACCGCUGCCCCCGUCCCCAACGGUGCGGGCGGUCCGUGUCUGGCUGUCGGGCGCGUCCUUGGAGGGGCUCUGCCGCCGCACCAGGACCUGCCCUCCCCAUCCCUGGGAUGUCGCGUGCUUAGGGUCAGGUUUUCGGAGGAGCUCAGCUCUCAUUUCGGCACCACGAUGCUGCCAAGGGUGGACUCAAAACCCCUGAAAAAAAGCCCCUAGGGACUGAUUUUUGGAGACUGCAUCCAGGAGGCCACUCAAAGGACUUGUGGGGUGCCCACGGCUGCUCUCCUGCUCUGGGACUGGGGCUCCUGCCGCCUCACCGAGGUAGGUCGGUGCAUGCAGGGCAAUGGUGUCAGCCAGGGCUGGGCACUACACAAAGCCGCAUCUCCCCUCGGAGCCGUGGACCAUGCCAAGGUUUUGCCCAAGGUGGUGGGAAUGGGCAGUGUGGUGGCUGCUGCGGCCCGGCCACAGCCCAGGGGAGUUGGGCUGCAGGGAGCCGGCAGCUUCAGGAUGCCUGAAACGUCCACCCCGGCCCCACAGCUGCCGGGCCUGGGUGAUGCUGAGCUCUGGCUGCUGCAGUGGUGCCAAAUUUUGGGGAUGGGGACAGGGACAAUGUGCUGGGCUGCACCGGGAGCACACUGCAGGAUGGGCACUGCCUGGGCUGAGCUGCCCCAUGUCCUCCCUCUCCAAUAAAUGGCCACUCUGGUGCUUUUUCUG